CUCGCAUGGAAACGCGGGCCUCAAGGGAACAUGCGCGUAUGGUCACUUAAUCCUGAGGAGCUCCAAGGGAAAAGAAGGGACAGGCCAAAAAGGCAAACAACGAGGACAAAUAAGGCUCUCGGGUCUUACUCCGGAUAAACUCACAAACAGGUAAGUAGAUAUCACUAUAUAUAAUCGAGGUACACGUGUAUUUAAUUUCUCUUAAUUUUCAGCCACUGUCGGGCCGGCCUGGAGGCGAUGAUAGCCCGGGCUGAUGACUUCCCUUGGAGGCCAGCAGCGACACGGGUCUCCACACGGGAAAACGGCGCUCUCCGGUGAGUGGUGCACGGGCAGUCCGAGAUUCGGCUGCCAGACAAAAUGGCGAUACUUCUCAGCGCCGCAAUGCAACCGCUGGAAGUUUCCGAGAGGAGGAGGAGGACGCGGUACGCCGGAACGGACUCACCGGGAAGUGUUGACGUCGUCGGCGUCGAUUGUAGAAGGCUUUCCUGGUUGGUCGCUGGCACGGGUCGAACGGACACCGGUUGCUGGUCAGCCAAGUCGGGCUGGCACAAAGAAAAUUUUUACUAGCACUCCUAGCUGCAUCUGCCUUGAUUGCUGGACAGUAUGGCCGCGACUAUCACGCUAUCUGCUGAUCAUCGCCCCCCGCCAUAUUACAUGGCCUCUCUCGACAUUGGGUCAUUGGAUACAUGGGCCAUUUGAAGUAAUCCCAGAGCGAACCGGGAUUAAUCAUCAAAUGGCCAGAUCGCCCCCCAGACUAAUCCCGCUGCUGCAGCUAUCGCCCUAUCGACCUAAACUAUCGAUAACGUCGCUCCCACUCGACCCCAAUUGCAACAUCAACCAAAGAUUUCGAGGGGCGCUGCCCGGAGUUUCAGCAGAACGAUGAAAUAAUUGGUAG
Drosophila suzukii is the source of this 895-nucleotide messenger RNA. Lineage: Eukaryota; Metazoa; Arthropoda; Insecta; Diptera; Drosophilidae. The record is from RefSeq and is a predicted model, not a curated record.